Messenger RNA from Paramecium sonneborni, 569 nucleotides. The record is from the annotation of a GenBank genome assembly. Lineage: Eukaryota; Ciliophora; Oligohymenophorea; Peniculida; Parameciidae.
AUGAAUAUUUUUAGAGCCAAGAUCCAAAAUUUACAUUUUAGAGCAAAAUCGAAUUAUCCAGGUAUUUCAUUAUAAUAUUUUAAUUUAAUUUCAUACAAUAAAUGUGGUAAAUACUUAGAGAAUAUAUAAACUGCUAGAAGUGUAAGCCAUACAAAUAGUAUUGAUGAUCCAUUUAUGAUAAACAGAGAAUUUAAACCAUCAAUUUAGAUCUUUUUAGGUAUUUGUUAAAGAUCAUCAUAAACAAUAUAAGGAUCAAUUAAUUCUUAAAGAUUCAAAUAUUUCGAGAAAAAGCUGAGUUAUGCAAAACCAAAAAAAUCAAAAAAUGAUUCUAAGUUAAAAGGAUAUUAAGCGUUAAUGUACUUUAAGUAUGAUAACAUUUAUAUUGUAUCUAAUAGAUUAUAAAAAAUAUCUAAUCCACCAAGUAAAAUUGCUCCUCCAGCCAUGGUAGCCAUAAUAUACAAUAAUAUCUAAUUACUAGAUGCAGCCAUUUCUACUUGAGUUGCUUCUGUUUAAUCUAUGAAAAUAUAGUCUGGAAUGAUAGUAGAAACUUCAGAUAAUAUUUAUGGGAA